AUGCAGCACCACAUCUUUGCCGUCGCCGCCUGCACUGCGCUCGCGCCGACUCUUCCCACGGCUCCGGGCGGCACGCAGGCGCCUCCACCAGCGAUCGGGACGCCCAGCGCUCUCCUCGAUGCGGUGGUGGAGGCAGCCGUCGCCUGCCUCAGAGUGCAAGGCGCCGACGCUUGCGACGGCGACCUGGCUUGGUGUGACGGCUCGAGCAGGGCUGCUCUCGAGCGCCAGCUCAGUGGUUUGCGCGGCCGCAAGCUCGCGUGGUGGCUCGAUGCGCCGCAGCCGCUGCGAGCCGCCUAUGCCCGCGGCUCGCGGCUCGACGUCUCUGUCGUGGCUCUCCCUGCCGGCACCGCCCUUCCGGCGUCGGCUUACCCGCCUGAUUCGCUGGUGCUGGCCACGCCGCUGCUCGGAGAGCCAGCGGUGCAUCGGCCGGGAAGCUCCGGCCGCUCCCUGCUCGCCGAGACGGUGACCAGCCUCGCCGGCGGAGACCUGCAAUGGACGGGCGCCCCGGGGGCAGCCUCCGCCCUCCUGCAGGUCGAGCGGCCGCCGCCGGGCGGCUGGGAGCCGGCGAGCGGCGGAGCAGGCGUGGCGAUGCCAGACGACGCGCCGGAGUUGCUCGCGCGCCUCGCCAAGAAGGUGGGCGGCCUCGACGCACCUCUCGCGGUGAUCGUCCGCCGCGCGCUCUCCUCUCGCCUGUACCCGCGCGCGCUGACCAAGGAGCUGGGCGUCUCGCCGGUGCGCGGCAUGCUGCUCUACGGGCCGCCCGGCUGCGGCAAGACGCUGCUCGCGCGCGAGAUCUGCACAGCGCUCGGAGCGCGCGAGCCCAAGAUCGUCAACGGCCCCGAGAUGAUGUCCAAGUACGCGGAGGUGGAGCAGGCCGAGGCGGGCGACGACUCGGCGCUGCACGUGAUCGUGUUCGACGAGAUCGACGCCUUCACGAGGGAGCGCGGCUCCCUCUCGGGCGACACGUCGGGCAUCCGCGACUCGGUCGUCAACCAGCUGCCUUAA
Messenger RNA from Emiliania huxleyi CCMP1516, 1005 nucleotides. RefSeq lists its product as hypothetical. Bases 1 to 1005 code for a protein of 334 amino acids. The record is from RefSeq and is a predicted model, not a curated record. Gene Ontology annotation, biological process: SNARE complex disassembly; Golgi to plasma membrane protein transport; intra-Golgi vesicle-mediated transport. Gene Ontology annotation, molecular function: ATP hydrolysis activity; ATP binding. Gene Ontology annotation, cellular component: Golgi stack. The transcript is spliced from 3 exons. Lineage: Eukaryota; Haptophyta; Isochrysidales; Noelaerhabdaceae.